Messenger RNA from Xenopus tropicalis (tropical clawed frog), 1291 nucleotides. RefSeq names its product guanylate cyclase activator 1B like (gene guca1bl). The transcript has 5 exons. Gene Ontology annotation, molecular function: calcium ion binding. The record is from RefSeq and is a predicted model, not a curated record. Bases 350 to 1039 code for a protein of 229 amino acids. Lineage: Eukaryota; Metazoa; Chordata; Amphibia; Anura; Pipidae.
AAUGAAAUGUUGUGAGGUAUGGUAACCGCCUAUGGCAUCUUACAGCAGCCCCUCUGGCAUUUGCCAGAAUAUACAGUUUGCCAGUCCUGGGCCUGCCUUCCUCCAUCAGAUUGUUAGAUUUAAUAAUGUUGUUCCCAAUUAUCAACAACUACCAUGGUGCCAUUUGAUAGCUUUAAACAACUAGACUGAUCCAAAGUGUACUGUACCGAGGGGGGUGCAACCUGAAGGCAUGUGAAUGAGAAAAUAAGAAAGCACCUACGUGCAAGACUCAAGACGAAGGAGAUUACAGCGUCUAUACCAGAACAAUGUCAAGAAGUAAAGUUCACCUUCAUAUAAUUAACUCUUUAGUAUGUUAUGGAUGAACCUAUGGACCCAAAAAUGGCUUGGAUGUAGCUCUGCUAUCCACCAGGUCUCCCGAAAUAAAUCAACCCUCCAUAGGGGGACGCAAGAGCAGGCCAUGGGGCAAACACAGGCUGCAUACAAGGACGAAAUCGACGUGGCGGAUUUGCAGGACAUGUACAAGAAAUUUGUUACGGAGUGUCCCAGUGGGGCGCUGUUCCUGCACGAAUUCAAGCAGUUUUUUGGAGUCUCCGCGAACAACGAAGUGUCACAGUUCAUGGAAAGUCUGUUCAAGUCCUUUGACCGAAACAGGGACAACACCAUCGAUUUUCUGGAGUACGUGGCGGCCCUUAAUCUCACUCUGCGUGGAAAACUGGAACACAAGCUGCGAUGGUCUUUCAAAAUCUAUGACAAGGAUGGCAAUGGCUGUGUGGAUAAGAGGGAGCUGAAAGAAAUCAUACAGUCAAUAUACAGCAUAAAGAGAGGCUGGAGAAGAGAUCAAGAGGCCCAAUUAAUGAGCCCAGAAGAAAUAUGUGAAAGGAUUUUCCAAAUUGUGGAUGAAAAUGGUGAUGGGCAGCUGUCACUGCAGGAGUUUGUGGAAGGGGCUAAGAAGGACACCUGGGUCCUAAAGAUGCUGCAGCUCGAUACCAAUCCCUGCAACUGGGUUAUGGAGCAGCGGAGAAAGAGCGCCUUAUUCUGAGUGAAUUUUAAUGGCAGCUUGGAAGCAGCUUCGUGUGCAGCGACUCGCGCCAAGGGGAACCGAAGAACAGCUCCUCUUUGUUUGUUCUUCUUGGCUAAAGGGCUUUUGUAGGCAGAUGGUAAAAAUAUUUCUUCAUACUUUUAAUCACUGUCAGCUCCAUCGGACUGGACUCUUUCCACACGUUUCUAACAUUCCAAAUGUGUUUCUAAUAUUCCAAAUGAGUCUAAUAAAGAGAAAAGAAAUCAAUUGUUA